AUGCCCCCUUCCCUACCUGUCCCCUGCCUCAGGGGCUUCUGCACCUCCCCCCACAACCCCCAAGCCCCCUUCUGCCUGCUGACCCUGCUGCUGCCACCUCUCAGUUUGGGAGCCCCCAUAUCCACAGCUGAGUCUAUCAAUCAAGCCUAUAACCUGGCGCUCGACAUGCAGAUACAGACUUCAGCCCUGCUGCAGAUUUACCUUGAACACCAAGGCACUCCCUUUAGUGAUCCCAACUUCUCAUCCCCCGGACUCUCACUCAGAACCCUGCCUUCGACCGACAUGCCCUUCGAGAUCUGGCAUGGCCUGGAAGAUGGAGAACAUCUGAGCCUCACCCAGAAGGCCUUCUGGUCCUUCAGCCAGCACUUCCAGCUUGCGAAGGAUGACCAGAGUGACCUGAACCCUGGCCAUUCCAUCGUGGUGGAUCAGCUUGAGGAAGCAAGACUCAAGGCCAAAGGCCUAGCGGGCAACUUGGCUGGCAUCAUGACUGCCCUGGACCUGCCCACCCCCCCAGCAAACACCCCCCUCGGUAGUGUUCCCUUAGGAGACUCGGUCUUUGAGAGGAAGUGUCGAGGGUAUGUAAUAAUCCGGGACUACAGCUUUUGGACAGACCGAGCUGUGACUUUCUUGGGUGAGCUCAAGGCCAAAUACUCUGAAUAG
Rangifer tarandus platyrhynchus (Svalbard reindeer) is the source of this 660-nucleotide messenger RNA. NCBI's taxonomy places the organism in Eukaryota, Metazoa, Chordata, Mammalia, Artiodactyla, Cervidae. The record is from the annotation of a GenBank genome assembly.